AUGAAGGCUUCUGUCGCCCUUUCUAUCCUGGCAUGCGCCAUCUCUUCAGCUACAAGCAUCCAUCACCGUCGAGCCGACAACUUCCUUCCUGCUGCUGGCAUCCCCAAGGCCGGAUACAACGCUUAUGGAGGAAACUAUGAUCAUCCGGAGACGAACCAGUUUCAGCCCGUAGGUCAGAAGCAGACUUCUUCCAGCUCUGGCUCCACCUCCAACACAAACAACAACAACAACAAAAACACAAAGACCAACACAAAGGCAACUACUGAGUCAUCGUCGAAAAAGUGCAUUUCAAAGGGAAAGCUUGAGUCCAUCGUCAACAAAUACGUCUCUACCUUUUCGGGUAUCACCGAUGGUGGAGCGCUUGCGAGGACUAUCUUCCAGGAGGAUGUCAAGUUCUAUUCGCAGAGUAUUUGGUGGACUUCGUCUUCCAGCAAGAUCAACAAAUAUGCAAAGAACGACAACUUCCCUCCUGUCUUCAAGAACCUAAAGGAGCUCAUCGCCGGCAACACCGAAAAGACCAACGACCCUAGUGCUUUUAUCAAGGGGCCCAUCGCUUACGGCUGCAAUACCUUCACCUUCUACUGGAAGGGUGACUUUGAGGUUCCCAAGGGUAGCAAGCGCGGUCGUGGCAAUGGCAUCGACAUGGUCUUUUUGAGCCCUACAACUGGCAAGAUCAAGAAGGCUUACUCUGAGUACAACACUCUUAACCAGGUUUAUAACUGGGGUGCCCAUAUUACUUGGUCCAAGGACGAUGUUUGCUGUGAUUGUCCUGUUGUGUUUGACCCUAAGUUUGGAAAUGGAUAUAUAGAGGAAAAGGAGUUUGUGGGUUUGUUUGGUUUGUAG
This is a messenger RNA of Fusarium coffeatum, 843 nucleotides long. RefSeq lists its product as uncharacterized. The transcript has 3 exons. The record is from RefSeq and is a predicted model, not a curated record. The coding region runs from base 1 to 843 and encodes 280 amino acids. Lineage: Eukaryota; Fungi; Ascomycota; Sordariomycetes; Hypocreales; Nectriaceae.